Molecule: messenger RNA, 550 nt
Organism: Athene cunicularia (burrowing owl)
Lineage: Eukaryota; Metazoa; Chordata; Aves; Strigiformes; Strigidae
Gene: DAD1
Product: defender against cell death 1
Exons: 3
Biological process (GO): protein N-linked glycosylation
Cellular component (GO): membrane; oligosaccharyltransferase complex
Source: RefSeq, a predicted model, not a curated record
ACAUCGGUGGUGCGGCGCUUCCUGGUGGAGUACGGCAGCGGCACGCCGAGCCGCCUCAAGGUGCUGGACGCCUACCUUCUCUACGUGCUGCUCACCGGGGCGCUCCAGUUCGGCUACUGCCUGGGCGUCGGCACCUUCCCUUUCAACUCCUUCCUCAGCGGCUUCAUCUCCGCCGUCGGCAGCUUCAUCCUCGGCGUUUGCCUCAGGAUCCAAAUCAACCCCCAGAACAAAGGCGAGUUCCAAGGCAUCUCACCGGAGCGGGCAUUUGCUGAUUUCCUUUUUGCCAACACCAUCCUCCAUCUUGUCGUCAUCAAUUUUGUUGGCUGAGCUUUAGAAGAGACUGUGAGAUCUUGAAUUGCUCUCGAGCUCUGAUGCCAAAGCCUGACAUUGGGAAGUGCUCUCCCCCAGCAGACUCUUACUUACUUCCUUGGUGGAGGAAGGGAAUGCAGGACUCAAGAUUUUUCCCCACAGACAGUCCUAUGGAGGGGUCUGCUGCCUCAUUAUGGUUACUGUAAUCCUUUCCAUCAAUAAAAUCCUUUAUAAUACUGCA